ACACAGAAUGUCUGAAUGCAUUAAUGUGUGUCGUUUACAAAUUAUAAUGUUGCGAGCGAUUCUUCGACUGAAAGCGACAAGUUACUCUGUUUAUGAGGAACCAUAAACGCUCAAAGUGUGCAAAAACAAAUGCGGAUAAGAUCAGCAUGACCCUGGCGUUGACCCCUGCAGCCGUGUGCCAGUGCUUCACGCUGGUGUCGCUGUGCACGUCUAUCGCGGAUCCCAACUGGAUCCAGGUCCAGAACUGCUCUGAUUCGAGCAGCAAACUCAUCUACGGUGUGGCCUUCACUCUACACGCGUAUCAGAACCUCACAGACACAGGUCCGUUGGGUGGGCUUCACGGAUGGGGAAUGUGGCUGCUGUACUCUCUAGCUGUUCUUUGCUACAGCGCCGUCCUGUUUUCCAGUUCCUCUUUCCUGCUGGAUUUCCUCGCAGCAGCUGGCACUCACUCAAAGCUGGUGACGUUACUGCACGUCUCUACAGCGUUCUUCUGCGUGGCGGUUUUGGCUGUGUGUGCGGCCUGUAUGAGUGUGAUUGAACACAACCUGCAGCGAGGGAAGACUGAAAGCCACCCGGCCCUCUGCAUGUCUGCAGGAGAAAGCUUUUACAUCGAGAUGGUGGGCCUGUUCUUCUCCGUCAUAGCGUGCACUUUGGCCCUCAAGGGUCGUCCUGAACCCAUCAGGCCCCGUGAGUACCUGAGCGUGGAUGGAGCGGACAGCGACACGGAGCCUUUGAUUGGUGGAGCUGAGAGGCAGGAGUAAACAGACAGGGUUAUGCACUUCAUUUCUAAUGACAGAACACUGAAGAAGAGCUGCUGUGUGAUCUGGUGAUCUCCGGAGUGUGUGCAGAAUUUAAGAAUCGGCUCCUUUCGGUUCAUGAGUGUGAAUUUGAAUUGAAUUGAUCACAGCAUACAGG
This is a messenger RNA of Sinocyclocheilus anshuiensis, 915 nucleotides long. RefSeq lists its product as uncharacterized. NCBI's taxonomy places the organism in Eukaryota, Metazoa, Chordata, Actinopteri, Cypriniformes, Cyprinidae. The record is from RefSeq and is a predicted model, not a curated record. Bases 93 to 761 code for a protein of 222 amino acids. The transcript is spliced from 5 exons.